Messenger RNA from Microdochium trichocladiopsis, 1515 nucleotides. Its product is annotated as putative allantoate permease. NCBI's taxonomy places the organism in Eukaryota, Fungi, Ascomycota, Sordariomycetes, Xylariales, Microdochiaceae. Bases 1 to 1515 code for a protein of 504 amino acids. The transcript has 3 exons. Gene Ontology annotation, molecular function: transmembrane transporter activity. Gene Ontology annotation, cellular component: membrane. The record is from RefSeq and is a predicted model, not a curated record. Gene Ontology annotation, biological process: transmembrane transport.
AUGCCCAUCUCUGCCAGCGAUGGCGAUCAUCUGCGAGCCCGUAAGGGCGCGAAUGUGGGCGGCGGAGCAGACAUCGCAGCGGCAUUGGCCGACCAGUUUUCCAACGAGCCCGACUACGACCGAGAGGAAGAGGUCAAGCUGCGCUGGAAGCUGGAUCUACGCCUGAUCCCGAUCCUAUGGCUCAACAUCGUGCUGCCGGCGAUGGACAAGAUCACGCCAUCGACAGCGGCCCUAUAUGGCUUCCGUGAGGACCUCGACCUCAAGGGUGAGGAGUAUGCUUGGGUAGGGUCCGCAUUCUACUUCGGCUAUCUCCUGUGGUGCUUCCCCUCGGCGCAGAUCCUGCAGCGACUGCCUAUAGCAAAGUCAAUGUGCGCCGUCAUGACCAUCUGGGGUUUUGUCCUCAUCGGCGCCGGCUUUGCCCACAGUUUCAUCCCAAUGAUCAUCACACGAGUCCUCCUCGGUGCGCUCGAGGCACCCGUAGCACCUGGCAACUUCAUCAUCAUGACAAUGUGGUAUACCCGCGAGGAACAGCCGAUCCGCGCCGGCUUGUUCUAUACAGGCCUUGCAACGCUCAUCACUGGCACCUGUGGCUGGGCGGUAGGCUUCCUACCUCGAGAGUACGGCUGGCGCAGCUUCUUCUGGAUCACGGGUGGCGUGUCCAUCCUCUAUGGCGUCGUGGUCGGUAUUUUCCUGCCCGACAACCCCGUCAAAGCAAAGUUCAUCACGGAGCGCGAGCGUUUCGUGGCCAUUGAGCGCAUGCGAGCGGACCAAACCGGCAUCGAAAACAAGACGUUCAGCCGCACUCAGCUGUGGGAGGUAUUCAAGGACCCGAAGACCUGGCUCAUGUUCUUCUUCAACAUCUGGGUCUCCAUCCCCAACGGCGGCCUGACCAACUUCGCCCCGCUCAUCAUCAACGGAUUAGGAUUCUCGAGCCAGCGGUCCACCCUCCUCAUGAUGCCGACUGGCGUCAUCCAGACCCUCAGCAGCUACGUGUGCAAUUUUGGCGUCUACUACUGCGCUAAACGGUUCACGAACAUGCAGCUUCGCGGUGCCUUUGUCAUUGGCGGCCUGAUGGUUGGCAUGAUCGCUACCGUGCUGCUUUACACGUUGCCACUCGACAGCUACACUAGCCGUCUCCUGGCUUUGUACUGGUCAUACUUCUACCUCGGACCCUACAUUGUUGCUCUCGGCAUGAACAGCGCCAACACAGCCGGCCACACGAAGAAGGUUACACUCAACGCCGUCGUGUUCGGCGCCUACUGUGUCAGCAACAUCAUUGGACCACAAUUCUUCAAGUCUGCUCAGGCCCCGUUGUACCCGCUCGGGAUGGGUGCCAUGCUCGUGGCGUACGCUCUCAGCAUCGUGACCAUGAUGCUGUACAUGCUUUAUUGCUGGCGCGAGAAUCGCAGACGCGACAAGGUGGACGACACGGCCAGUGACCAGAGAGUGCACGCCGACACUGAUUUCCAGGAUCUGACGGACUUUGAGAACAUCCAUUUCAGAUACGUGUGGUAG